This is a messenger RNA of Protopolystoma xenopodis, 765 nucleotides long. Lineage: Eukaryota; Metazoa; Platyhelminthes; Monogenea; Polystomatidea; Polystomatidae. The record is from the annotation of a GenBank genome assembly.
AUGUGGCUUUCUGACGAGGCAACCUUUAAUUCAUUCGAGCCUAUCCCAGACUUGGCUCACUCUUCGAUUCCUGGUUCUUGCAAGCAAGAAUACAUUGAUAAAUCAAGGGAGUCAACAAAAGCCACCUCUUCGGGACUAAUACAUUGCUUAUUCCAUGGUCGCCUCGGGCCUGAUCAAGUUGCUCUGGUUACGCAGACACAGCAGAUACGUUUAGUCAGCUACUUUCACAAGGAUGAUGAGGAGUGUGAAGAAGAAGAUGCUGAGGGCGGUUUUGCUAAUACAAAUUAUUCCAAGCAGGAUAAGGAAUUAACUGGCGAUACGAUCAUUAUUAAUGAGCGCCUAAGUAAGCUAAGGCCUCGACAAACAUCAGUCCAACACCAUUCUAUGCAGACCUUAGAUAACACCUCGUCUUUACGAGGUAGUUCGUUGGAAUCUAGUCCGGAACCCAGAACAUACGAUCAGCCAACCAGAACUUGUGUUGCUACCUCGAGUGGCGAGUUGAGCCUAGGCAAUCCACAGCCGUCGUGGUCAUGCCAGCCUGGAUCUGGAUCUGGACAACAAUGUAUGCAAAACAGGCAUCUUCAGAGGCGCCGGCUAACCGCGAUUCUUGUGGGGCGCACCUUUAGGACAGCUCGGGCCAACGUGGCUGUAUUUGCUGGUCGAUGGCUUUGGGAAGCACGCCUAUUAACCCCCGGUGUAAUGCAGAUUGGUUGGUGCCAGGCGGACAUCAAUUUUGGUCAGGAUGUAGGUUGGCGAAAAAUUUAA